Messenger RNA from Loa loa (African eye worm), 3117 nucleotides. RefSeq lists its product as hypothetical. The record is from RefSeq and is a predicted model, not a curated record. Gene Ontology annotation, molecular function: G protein-coupled receptor activity involved in regulation of postsynaptic membrane potential; adenylate cyclase inhibiting G protein-coupled glutamate receptor activity. The transcript has 17 exons. Gene Ontology annotation, biological process: regulation of synaptic transmission, glutamatergic; G protein-coupled glutamate receptor signaling pathway. Lineage: Eukaryota; Metazoa; Nematoda; Chromadorea; Rhabditida; Onchocercidae. The coding region runs from base 1 to 3117 and encodes 1038 amino acids. Gene Ontology annotation, cellular component: postsynaptic density membrane.
AUGCUAUACAGUCACGUAACUCUGUUAAUGCUUCGUGUUGUCGAUGUGGUUGCCAAAAGAACGGUCCAGCAAACUGCGCGGAUGCUUGUAGCCGAAAUACCCGGUGAUGUACAGAUUGGCGCACUAUUCCCGUUGCAUUAUCAAAUCACAGGUACUGAAGCAUGUGGUCGAAUCUGGGAACAGUACGGUAUCCAACGUAUGGAAAUUGCCCUUAGUACGGUAGCCGAACUGAAUGCAUUGCUGCCUUUCAAGCUUGGUAUCAGUAUAAGGGAUUCCUGCUGGACGGAUCGUAUUGCUAUGGAGCAAUCCAUUGCAUUUCUACGUGAAGGCGUUGGUCAGUGCUCGUGUACUUCAACUCCAGGUUGCCAGAAAAAGACAGCUCCAGUAGUGGCGAUUGUUGGUCCUGCAAAGAGUUCCACUACAAUUGCAGUACAAAAUUUGCUACAAGUAUUUCAUAUACCUCAAAUCGGAUAUGGUGCAACAACGGCUGAUCUUUCCGACAAAGAACAAUACGGUUAUUUCAUGCGUGUGGUACCUGCGGAUACGUGGCAGGCUAAACUGGUAGUUGCCAUGUUGGAACACUUUAACUGGACCUAUGUGGCCGUUGUUUAUUCCGCUGGAAACUAUGGUGAGAAAGGAUUCGAAGAGCUGGAACGAAUGAUCAACAGCGAUCAAUCGGAGAAUGUUUGCAUUGCAUAUUCGGAAAAAGUGAAGAGUUUGGCGGAACCAGCUGAAUUCGACAAGAUUUUGAAUUCCCUAAGUAGUCAAAAGUCGGUACCACAAGUAGUCGUCUGUUUUUGUGAAGGUCUUACGAUGCGUGGAAUGUUUAAAGCACAGCAGCGUCUUCGAAAAAAGAAUCCGGAAAUGCGGCCAUUCCAGUGGAUUUGUAGUGAUGGUUGGAAUGAUAGAUUAGACGUGGUCAAUGGAGUGGAACUUGAAGCUGCUGGAAGUUUCUCCAUUAGGAUACAUUCUCCGCACGUAAAAUGGUUUGAUCAGUAUUACUUCUCUUUAAAUCCAGAAAAUAAUAUACUCAAUCCGUGGUUUCGAGAGUUUUGGCAGGAGAAAUUUAACUGUCAAUUUGCGGUACCCAAAGAUGAUUUGGAAACAAAAAUUUGCACUGGACGGGAGAAUCUCACACUAAAUUAUAAACAGGAUGCAAAAUUGAGUCAAGUUGUAAAUUCGAUUCGUGUCGUUGGAUUAGCUCUCCAGACAUUGUACAACGAUCGUUGUAGGGAAAAUUCGACAAUGUGCACUGAAAUAUUUGCACUGAAUGGUACUUUGCUGCUCAAAUACAUGCUCAAUGUUACAUUUGUCGACCAGUUCAAUCAAGAAGUUUAUUUCGAUGCUAAUGGUGAUCCACCUGCCUGGUAUGAUGUUUUGAACUAUGUUGGUGGUGAGGAAGGUUUUCGUAUGGUUGGUGAAUACCGGAAAAAGCGUCUUGGGAAGUACCGAUUAAAAAUUACAAAGGAUAAUAUCAUGUUUUAUGAUAAAACAAAUCAAAUUCCAGAAUCGGUUUGCAGUAAACCUUGUAAAAUCGGACAGCGACAAAGGGAAACAGCGGCUUGUUGUUGGAUUUGUGAAGAUUGCUUGGCGUAUCAAAUCAUCAACUAUACAACACGUGUGUGCCAGAAUUGUACGCUUGGAUGGUGGCCUAAUGGAGAUCACACUACUUGCCAUCCAUUAGUACAUGAAGGACCAGAUUGGUCAUCUACAGGUAUCAUCCUCGCUUUGUUACUUGCAUCCUUGGGCAUAUUAAUGACAUUAUUCACCGUAUUGAUAUUCAUUCGUUAUAAUCAUACUCCUGUCGUCAAAUCAACCACCAGAGAGUUAUCCUAUAUAAUUCUGAAUGGAAUUACUAUUUGCUAUGCAGUAUCAUUCGCUGUACUUGCGAGACCAUCAUUUGUGACCUGCUUUAUAUCACGUACGCUACCUCCUGUUGGUUUUUCAAUGAUUUAUUCAGCACUUCUCACCAAGACGAACCGUAUUGCCCGUAUUUUAGCAGGAAGCAAAAAACGCAUCUUAACGAAAAAACCACGUUUCCUGAGUACUGCAUCACAAGUGGUAAUUACAUGGAUACUUGUAUGUAUCGAAUGUGUUAUUAUUGCUGCUGGUGUAAUGGGGGAAAUGCCGCAGGCCGGUUUUGAUCCGUAUUAUCAACCUCGACGUAUGGUACUUGUAUGCUCAACGACAACAUUUGCCUUUUUGAUGCCAUUUUUCUGGAAUCUUUUCUUGAUAUCACUUUGUACAUUAUAUGCGGUUAAAACGAGAAAUCUACCGGAAAAUUUUAAUGAAGCGAAAUUUAUUGGUUUCACCAUGUAUUGUACUUUGGUCGUUUGGUCAGCAUUUAUCGUUCUUCAUUUGGGUACAACAAAUAAAGCACUCACUAUGAGUUUUUCAUUCAGUCUCUCAGCCAGUAUAGCCUUGGUGUUAUUAUUUUUCCCGAAACUUUAUAUAAUCUUAUUGCAUCCGGAAAAGAAUGUUCGAGCAAGUUAUACAACUACCAAAUUGAUACGUUGCCAUUUUGGCAAUUCACAAACGACGGAAAGAGCUAGUAAAGAAACAAAUAAUUGGAAGUCCGGAUCCAGUCAACGCUCUAUUUCUAUUUCAAGGAGCGAAGCCGGAUCUCAGAGAAGAUAUGGUUACCGAAAACGUAAACUAUCAGUUCACGUCAGCCAAAGCCCGUCACAAGAUGCAUCGACACAAACUGAAUCCAACAAAAUAACUUCUAAGUUUGCUCGAACAUUCUCUAUUAUUAGUAGCGGUCUUGGUACUGCCGGUACAAGUGGUGCUGAACAUGGUAUCAAGCAAUUUGAGGUAAAUGACGACGUACAGCAAUUAAUUGAUUCCUGUCGAAGGUAUCAGAUUUCACAAGACGAACGGCUGCAUGGCUCCGUGAGAAAUUUAUUGUUGAUGAAAAAGGAAGAAGAAAAUGAAAAUAUUGGUUACUUGAUUGCAGAUUCAAUGAAAACCGUUCUCAAUACGGUUUCAAAGCAAGUUUUACCCACGACUUCAGCAUUAUCACACACUCAAAUAUCCAAUGAAGACAGUAAAUUCGAGCAGCUACUGAAGAGUCGUGGUAUGGAACCUUUACAGUUAACAAAUGCGACACCAUUAUGA